UUUACACAAACAGAGAAGUAAAAAAGAUACAAGCUCCAAUACACGUCUGUCCGUUUAUGUAAACACUUCACAACUCGGAAGUUUUGCCCAGACGUUGAAGUGGAUGUCAUGAUUCAAGUACCACGAGCAAGUUAUAUACAAGUGAAUAUUCAAGACGGAAUUUAACGAUAAAUUGGCAGCUCUACGAUUCUGAAACUAUAUUCAAGUGUUCGAAAUCUUUCACAGGAUUUAAUCAAUAUAGUGCUUAUACAUUAAUCUACGAAAUAAAACUGCUGGCUGCAAUAGAUACACAGCACACCAUCUUGUCUCUUGCAUAACGUAUUUGUUUGAUUGAAUCCAGUAUACAGAGCGUUAAUGUCUACUGUAGCCAUGUCGUUUGAAUGGCAGCCUAUCGUGACUGCACAGCCUCGAGGAAGUAUUGAGAGGGUCGACACAUCACUCACAUCCAUUGAUCAACAGAACAAUGAUGUUCCUCUCUAUCCAUGGUUAUAUCCCAAUGGCAAGCGUCGAUUGUGGUCUACUGGGUUAUUCAGCUGCUCUAAAGAUGUAAAUACCUGUUUAAUGGGGACGUUUGUACCAUGUCACAUGUGUUUCAUAGCCUCAUCAAUGGGUGAAAGUCUGCUAGCAGGGACGUGUGUUCCAUUCUCUAACCUUGUCCUUAGGACAUUACUCAGAGGGCGACAUAACAUUGAGGGUUCUGUAAUGAAUGAUUGUCUUGUAACCACACUGUGCCCAUGCUGUGCUCAAUGUCAGCUAGCUAGAGAGAUCAAGAUGAUACAGGAUGGUGAUGCGUUACCAUAGCAACCAAACCAAUCUUGGUGAAAGUUACCAAAGACCAUUUGACAUCUGCAUUGUUUUAUCACUAUUUACAUACUCUAUUGUAUAGUGAUAUCUUUGAUAGGCCUAUCAUUUUGGGCAAUAGAGUAAACAUUUUCUCUAUAUGGUCUAGAAUGGAUCAGAUGAUCUAACGAUGAAAACAUGAAAAUGAAGAACCCAGACUGAGGGUACAGGAGGGUGACAUAUUAUAUUAUGUGAAACUGUAAUUGGCUCACAACUAUUUAUUCAUUAGUUAUUAAUAUCUAAUCAUGGAUGCUCAUGAAGGAGUUGAUCGUUGAAUGAGAGUCUCAGUAUAAUCACUGUUAGAAAACGAAAAUAAAUAUCAAAUGCCUGCUACAAGUAUUUGCCAACAAAGCAAAGAUUUCUGUUCCACUUGAGUAUUGUUUCUUAUUUGUCUGUAACUUUUUAAGCUCUUGAAUCAGAUAGGACAUAAUAUUUGCAAUUAGAGUUUCACUCGUGCAUGAGCCUUGAUGCUUUCAAUAAAGUCCUGUAAAUAUCUACACCUACAAUAUAAUAUAUUUAUAUUCAUUUUGAUAAAACAGUUUCUAUUAUAUAAAAUGAAUGAUUAAUGAAAAUCGACUCGAUCAUACAAUCUCAAAACCCUUUGCUGAAAUUUGCAUAUAGAUAACAUAUUUCAGAGGGAAGAGCAUACACAUAAUAUGGUUGUUUCAUUUAUAUUUAUAUAUUUGUAUUUUUCAUGUCAGUGUCGAACGGUAUAAGAUUGUGCGGUGUGCACUGUAGGCUUUCUUUUUCAUACAAUACAAUUGUUUUUUCAGUUUUAUUUCAAAUUGAAUUUGUCUAAAAUCUAGUAUUAUAAAUGUCGGUCUAGGGCGUCUUUUUCAGCAUGGAUUAUUAUCAAGAUGAAUGUCUAUAUUCAUAGAAUGUUUUACCUGCCGUUGGCCCAAAAUUCAAACCGCCCUCCCCUCCGUUUGUAUUAUGUCAUUUUAUUCUCUUAAUCAUGGUAGUAUUAUAUAUCACAUGAAGUAUGAAGGGUCAUUUUUUUAGUCCGGUAUCCGUAAAAAAAUGUCAUAGUUCAAUGGAAAACUUUGACUAAGUAUUUUCUUUACUCAUGUAUGUAGUCGAGAAAUCGGUUGUGGAAACCAACGUUUAAGCUAUAGGAGCGGAUCCAUUGCAGAGGGUGCACAAUAUUAUUAGGUAGGCCACAUGGUGAGAAUGAGUAGGCCCUUGGGCCCGUUGCAGAAAGAGUUGCAAUCAAUCGCAAAUCAUGCGUAACUUGAUUUUCAACCAAUCAACAGCGCGCAU
This is a messenger RNA of Lytechinus variegatus (green sea urchin), 2100 nucleotides long. Its product is annotated as cornifelin homolog B-like. Lineage: Eukaryota; Metazoa; Echinodermata; Echinoidea; Temnopleuroida; Toxopneustidae. Bases 355 to 801 code for a protein of 148 amino acids. The record is from RefSeq and is a predicted model, not a curated record. The transcript has 5 exons.